AUGGUCCUCUGCGUUCAGGGACCUUGUCAUUUGCUGGCUGAGGAGCGGAUUGGGCAGCAGCCCCUGAGGGCCUGCUCCCUGGAGCUGCCUGGGUCAGCCAUGCAGCCCUUGCCUAUGGGGGUCUUCCUGGAGGAGGUAGCAGAGGAGACCCCAGCCCAGCCAGAAAGUGAGCAGCCCAAGGUACUGGACCCCGAGGAGGAUCUGCUGUGCAUUGCCAAGACUUUCUCCUACCUCCGAGAGUCUGGCUGGUAUUGGGGUUCUAUUACGGCCAGCGAGGCCCGGCAACACCUGCAAAAGAUGCCAGAGGGUACCUUCCUAGUACGCGAUAGCACCCACCCCAGCUACCUGUUCACACUGUCUGUCAAGACCACCCGUGGCCCCACCAAUGUGCGCAUUGAGUACGCUGACUCCAGCUUCCGCUUGGACUCCAAUUGCCUGUCCAGGCCACGCAUCCUGGCUUUCCCAGAUGUGGUCAGCCUUGUGCAGCACUACGUGGCCUCCUGUGCUGCCGACACCCGAAGUGACAGCCCUGACCCCUCUCCUGCCCCAGCCCUGCCUACCCCCAAGGAGGAUGCUACCAGCAAUGCAGUGCUACCUGCCCCCACAGCCACUGCUGUGCACCUGAAACUGGUGCAGCCCUUUGUGCGCAGAAGCAGUGCCCGUAGCCUGCAGCACCUGUGCCGCCUUGUCAUCAACCGGCUUGUGGCCGACGUGGAUUGCCUGCCGCUGCCCCGGCGCAUGGCCGACUACCUCCGACAGUAUCCCUUCCAGCUCUGA
Molecule: messenger RNA, 777 nt
Organism: Orycteropus afer afer
Lineage: Eukaryota; Metazoa; Chordata; Mammalia; Tubulidentata; Orycteropodidae
Gene: CISH
Product: cytokine inducible SH2 containing protein
Exons: 3
Coding region: 1-777 (258 amino acids)
Biological process (GO): phosphatidylinositol phosphate biosynthetic process; intracellular signal transduction
Cellular component (GO): phosphatidylinositol 3-kinase complex
Molecular function (GO): 1-phosphatidylinositol-3-kinase regulator activity
Source: RefSeq, a predicted model, not a curated record